CUGACCCGUUAUAAAAGUUUCGAUGGAUUGUCACCUACUAGAUUUUUCCAUGUCACUGACUGCACAUCCAAAAGGACAAGGCUCUUUAUAACGACCAACCUGAAUCAGCAGUACCUUUCGUGUGAUAAACAAUCCCACCGAGACUACAAUCCUACCGAGACUAUCAUCACCACUAGUCACAUCUCCACGAUUUAAAACAACAGAAUGUCCGAAUUGUAUCGCCUAGAUCAGCCAAAUUGUGAAGUUGUGCGCUGGGCCGAGCGCUUAAAACAGAUCCUCACCCAAAAACACAACCCCAUCACCCAGUCCGAGACCCAAAGCGGCUUCCACCCACUCAAGUACAAUAUCAUUCUUGAAAGGAGGAUUUUCGAAGAUAAGAGCCCUUAUGAGGUCUGUAAAUUUGUGCACCACGAUUACAACGAAAUCAUUAUUCUCGUCGGUUGCAGUAAAAAGCCUAACACCAAGCUCCCCACAUCUGUGUGGCUGGACGCAAGAGCGCACGAAUUGUGUGCUGAGACUGACUCGAGAUUGCCUUCUGAUAAAGGUCUCUAUGUUGCAAAGGUGUGGCUGGGUCACGUACACUUUUUCAGGGCUGUGCGUUCAUAUGGUGGUUGUUAUGCUAUGCAUCCCAUUGUCAAGGGAGACAGAUGGCUACUGGAUGGGGAUACCGAUUUGGUCUAUGAUACCUUGAAUGAGAUCAGAGCGCAGUUUGGCUUCCCUCCACUUCAUGAGCCUUUUGUGCAGCUGAGCUCGUUGGAGAACUAUCAAGUUCUUGCGGAGACCUCCAGGAUCAUGUCUGAGUCUGACCCGAAGGUUGAUUAUCGUGAUUGGUUCACUGAUACUGAUCAUGAGGGAAAUACUGUGGUUGAUAAUCAGGUGAAAAAGGAGCACUGAAGCGAGUCGCCA
Molecule: messenger RNA, 906 nt
Organism: Aspergillus neoniger CBS 115656
Lineage: Eukaryota; Fungi; Ascomycota; Eurotiomycetes; Eurotiales; Aspergillaceae
Exons: 1
Coding region: 205-894 (229 amino acids)
Source: RefSeq, a predicted model, not a curated record